This is a messenger RNA of Nicotiana attenuata, 408 nucleotides long. RefSeq lists its product as uncharacterized. The transcript is spliced from 2 exons. NCBI's taxonomy places the organism in Eukaryota, Viridiplantae, Streptophyta, Magnoliopsida, Solanales, Solanaceae. Bases 1 to 408 code for a protein of 135 amino acids. The record is from RefSeq and is a predicted model, not a curated record.
AUGGUACAGCUGAUUCAGUCUACAGGGCAAUAUGGGAGAUUGAUUGAAUUCGAGACAGUUGCACUUACUGGGGAGUGCACAUCAAGGGUCCAAAACAAGCUUCCUCAAAAGCUCAAGGAUCCUGGCAGCUUCACUAUCGCUGUGCGAAUUGGUAAUAUUGAUGUGGGUCGUGCACUUUAUGAUUUGGGGGGCAAGCAUAAAUCUGAUGCCCUUUCCUUGUUCAAGCAAUUGGGCUUGGGAGAUCCAAGACCAACUACUGUGAUGUUGCAACUAGCUGACAUGUCCAUAGCACACCCUAAGGGGGUGAUUGAAGAUGUGUUGCUGCAAAUUGGGAAAUUCAUCUUCCCUGUGCACUUGAUUAUCCUAGAUUAUGAGGCUGAUAAGCUGGUUCCAAUCAUAUUGGGAUGA